This is a messenger RNA of Suncus etruscus (white-toothed pygmy shrew), 1568 nucleotides long. It is a transcript of the gene WDR53, whose product is annotated as WD repeat domain 53. The transcript has 2 exons. Lineage: Eukaryota; Metazoa; Chordata; Mammalia; Eulipotyphla; Soricidae. The record is from RefSeq and is a predicted model, not a curated record. Gene Ontology annotation, molecular function: protein binding. Bases 459 to 1532 code for a protein of 357 amino acids.
UUAAUAUGCCUUGUUUGUUUUUUUUAUUUUGGGGCUACACCCAAGCUGUGCUCAGGGAUUACUCCUGAUUCUGUUCAAUCCCUGGAUUGAAUCCGGGUCCAUCCUCGGUUGGUAGCGUGCAAGGCAAAUGCCCUUCCCUUUGUGCUUUUUUCUUUUCUUUGAUUGGGUUAACAUGCUUUAGUUGGAGUGUACCACACACUUGGUUGCAAUGUAAUGGAGAUCACACUUUAUUGUAGCACCAAGGAUCUCACAUGUCAGUGGUGUCAGGAUCACACUCGGCAUGUGAGGUGGUGCUAGGUAUCAAAUUCAAGACCUUAUGUCUGUAAGGUAGGCACCUUUCCACAAAACUGUCCCUGCAUACACACCCAUCCCGUGUCUUCUAAAGUACUGAGAUGUAUUUGUCUUCUAUGUAAAACAAGAGAUGAUAUUUCCCUCUCCACAGAACCUUCUCAAUCAUCAUGGCAGUCAAAUGGACAGGUGGACCUUCGAGUCCUAUUCUCUGCUUAGCUGCAAGCCAAGAAGGGCUGGUAGCUUCUGGAGCUGAAGGUGGCGAUCUCCACUUCUGGAGUGAAGAUGGAACAUCAGUGGGGUACACACACUUCCAAGGGGACAAUGAUGUCACCAGUGUCGUGUUUUCAACCUCCUGUUCCACAAAACUUUAUGCCUCCCAUGGAGAAUCCAUUAGCAUACUGGAUGUCAGGUCCCUCAAAGAUUCUCUAGACCACUUUCAUGUAAAUGAUGAAGAAAUCAAUUGUCUUUCCUUGAACGAAACUGAAAACUUACUGGCUUCUGCUGAUGACUCGGGAGCAAUCAAAAUUCUCAACUUGGAAAAUAAGAAAGUUAGCAGAUCCCUGAAGAGACACUCCAAUAUCUGUUCUUCUGUCGCUUUUCGACCCCAGAGGCCUCAGAGCCUGGUUUCAUGUGGUCUGGAUAUGCAGGUUAUGCUGUGGAAUCUUCAGAAAGCCCGGCCACUCUGGAUUACAAAUUUACAGGAGGAUGAAGCAGAAGAACUGGAGAGCUUACAAUCACCUGGUCAGCUCCUAAACCCUGCUCUCGCCCACUCCGUAUCUGUGGCAUCAUGUGGCAGUGUGUUCAGUUGUGGGGCAGAAGAUGGUAAAGUUCGGGUUUUUAGGGUGCUGGGAAUCAAAUGUGAACGGGAAAUGGGAUUUAAGGCCCAUUCUUUGGGGGUCUCCCAGGUCUCCUUUCUGCCCGAAUCCUACUUGCUACUUACUGGAGGGAAUGAUGGAAAGAUAAUGUUAUGGGAUGUAAGCCAUGGCAUUGAAAAAAAACAGAAGAGUCCUACAAAACAUACCCACAAGAAGAGAAUGAAAAGAGCAAUUUAUAGUGGGCAGAGUGGAAACAAUGAUGCUUCAGCAGCAGUUGAAGAGCCAGGCAAACUUUUCCCCAAGCUAAGAAUUGACCAUGGAGAAAAAGUGAACUGGCUGCUGGGAGCAAAAAUAAAGGGAUGUCAAAAUAUAUUAGUAGCUGAUCAAACUAGUUGUAUAUCUGUAUAUCCCUUAAAUGAACUUUAAAUCCAAUAAAUGGCAUUUUUAAGAUUGGAGCAAAAA